GUCAGAUUUCUCCUUACCGAUUUCAUUAGGUUUCAGGACAAAAAUACACAUUUUUGUUCAGUUUGAUUUACACAGAACACUACGUGACCUGCGUAAGUUCUGCGGUACUGAAUCGUGAAUGUGUGACGGGAUGGUGCUGUUAUUUGUGCAUCAGCAUGGCGGUGGUGAUCCGUUUACAGGGACUCAGAACGGCCGCAGGUUCUGAGGACAUUCGCAAUUUCUUCACUGGCCUAAAAAUCCCAGAUGGUGGGGUGCACAUUAUCGGUGGGCCGCUUGAGGAGGCUUUCAUCAUCUUCGCAUCAGAUGACCAUGCGAGGCGGGCGAUGACACGCUCUGGAGGGUGCAUCAGAGGCUCCCCGGUCCACCUCUUGCUGAGCAGCAAAGCUGAGAUGCAGCAUGUCCUUGAGGCAAGCGCAAAGAGAACUGAGAUGAGCAGAAAUAGGGUGUACAACGAGGGAUUCCGAAGGGCCGAAACAAACAUGGGCCCACCUAUUUUUGCUGAGAACCUGGUGGUUGAAGUACGAAGAACGGACCACUUGGAAAUGGAUGGCAUCACUGGCCCAGAGGAUAUGCGUGUUCAUCAAACAAGAAAGACUUUGGCGAGUGGAAACGAUGGUUUCUACCUGCACUUGCAAGGUUUGCCAUUUUCCAUAUCCAGGGAAGACGUGAGAGUUUUUUUCAAAGGGUUGCUUGUUGAUGACAUCAUUCUCAUGAAAAAUCGGCGGGGCCAGAAUAACGGGAUGGGUAUAGUCAGAUUUGGAACUCUACAUGAUGCUUACGAGGGCCUGAAGCGGGACCGCGAGUACAUUGGAACUCGGUUUAUAGAAAUAAACUCCUGCUCAGAGAAGCAGUGGGUUGAAGCUGGGGGCAGCGUAGGACCUCACACGGGCAACGCUGCUGAGUUUCACAGGGAGUCCCCUCCGUCAUAUGUGGAAAAGAGGUACCCUCAACAACGCACAAGGUCAGUCUCACCAGUUAGGUACAGGUCACGGUCUUCUUCUCCAUCAGAAAAUGAAUACUGUGUUCUGAUGGAAAACCUCUCGUACUCGGUAGACAAGAGAGGCAUAAAAAGUUUCUUCCAUCCAGUGGAACUGAAGGAAGACCAGAUUCUUCAUCUGCAUGACAAAUACGGGAAAAGGACAAGGGCAGCUUUCGUGCUGUUCAGGAGUCUGAAAGACUACUGUGCUGGUUUGACCCGCCACAAAGAAGCCCUUGCCUCCCGAACAAUCUAUGUGUCUCCAAUUUCCAAAGAAAAAAUGGUGGCGAUGCUGGACUCCCCAGAACAGAAGAUGGAGAAGUCUCGUGAAAAGCCCAGCACAUCACUGGACAGGGCUCAACGCUCACAAAGGCCAAAGUAUGAAUCGGAAAGGGUCUGCAUCUAUGUCCGUAACCUACCUUUUGAUGUACGCAAGGUUGAGAUCAUGGAUUUCUUCCAAGGUUAUCGGUUAUCGGAGGACAUGGUUCACCUGCUGCGUGACGAAAAGGGGGCUGGGCUUGGUGAGGCUUUGGUGACAUUUCAUUCGGAGGAGGAGGCACAGAGGGCUGAGUCUCUCCAUGGGCAGAUGUUCCUUGGGUCUGAGGUGAUGUUGAAAUGCAUCUCCAGGAUGCAAAUGCAGGAGUUUGGUGUCACAGAACAUCCAAGGAAGAGUGCAGAGCAUUCACUGAGGAUGAGGAGCCCAGAAGGUUAUUCUACCAGACACAGGGAAGCGUCUAACUUUCCACUUGGUGAAGAAUAUCCAGACAUUGGAAUCCCCAGUGAUGUCCAAUUGCCUCUAAGAAACUUGCCUGUUCGCUCUCAUGGGAGUAGCAGUAGGUUCAAUUCACGCAAGGAUGGCCGUGACACGUUUGUUGAUCGAGAGGGUGGGUCUGCGCAAAGAGGGCUUGGUAACCAAUUUGACGGUCCUGCUUGUCUGAAGCUGAUUAAUCUCCCAUUGAAUAUCACCAUUGAUGAGAUCUAUGACUUCUGCUAUGGAUACAGAGUGAUUCCAGGCUCUGUCUCAUUGCAGUACCACAAGAAUGGGACUCCUAAAGGAUGCGCAACUGUAGUCUUUGAAUCACGCCAAGAAGCACAGACUGCUAUUCAGGAGCUGAGUGGAAGACCAAUUGGGACCAAAAAAAUUAAAUUGGUUUUUCUUUAAAUACAAAUGCAUUUGGCUUGCUAAGUAUGUUGUUUCAUGACUUUCUUUACUCUUAACCAAGGCUUUAGAGAAAUGUUUUAUAACAUGUUUAUUUUCUCCUUUUUUGUUUUACUGAAUAUGUACCAAUAGGAGGAAGGAGGAGAACCCAUGUUGUGCGUAAGUUAUAAAAACGUGUGGCACAUACCGAUUAGCUAAACACAAACGGUUAGAACUGUUUUGUUCAUGCUAUAUCAUGUACAGGAAUAUAAUCAUUAGCUGAUAAUGUUGUUGAAUCCAUUGGUUUGUUGUAAGAAAAUGCCUUAAACAUCAGUAAUUAGCUUUUGGAGGAUUUAAUAUGAAGUAAAAAAUAAGUUUUAUACCUUUUAACUCGUUUGAUUUUAAUUUCUGUGUCCAUUUUUUAUAAUUGUAUAUACAAAUUUAAUGGUUUGUGGAACAAAAUUCUUCCUCUGGGUUACCUUGAUGCGUUCAGUAUUUGAUUAUUUUCCCCAGAUUUUAUAAACAAAGGCAUUCUUUAGAGUCUCUGGAUUUAAUUGCAGUUCUUUAAAUUUGCAAGCUUACAUAUUUGUAUUUGAUUGCUUCACAUAUCAAAAGGGACUGUGCCAUGCAGUCACCUUGGUUGGUUGACAUCUGAUGUACAAGAGCACCUGCUGGGCAGCACAUGGGGUUGGACAGUCCUUGUGGCCAUUACCUGUGAUCCAUCCCUUUUAAAUACAGAGUGCCAAGCAGUGGCAAUUGGUGGUAUUUUUGAAGUAUGAUUAUUCUAAGAAUGCAACCUUCAGCUUUCCAAGGUCUGGGAUCCCAUGUUUAUGGAAAGAUAAGGACGUAUGAUGUAAACAGGAGCCCUUUUUUCUCUGUCUUGCAUUCGGUAUGUUUUUUUCUUUUUUUUAAAUAUUGUCUUCUUGGCCUUUUCCCCCCAGAUCAUCACUCAGACACCCCAUACGUGCAGUCAGCCUUUGUGAAUAUUACAGAUGCUAAAAGUGCCAGGGUUCGUCUGAAGAUGACCUUUCUAACUGAAAUGUGUAGCUUUCAAGAGCUUGGAGGGCUACUGCAAAGAACAAGUUACAAAGCUCGGUAAUAUGUUUGAGUAAGGAAUAAGUGUUCUCUUCCCAGCAAAUCAAUACUAAUUAAACUGCAUUACCCUACUAAUAAUUGAACACAGUCCUAAUGCUUCCACUGCAUACUUUCAGAAGAGAAAUGGAGUGUCCAGUGUACCACAGUGUCUUUCCAUGUAUAGAAUAAUGGGAAUGGUAACAGUUGUCAUUUGAACCACAAGGCCAAUGCACACUUAUGUGGUAGGUAUUUUUGCUGCAGGGCCAUUCGUCUUGUAUUACAAAAUUCCUUUUUAAAAGUUCUGUAAAGUCCUAUACUGGUUCAGGACUGCAGAAGAAAGCUGUGCACUGCUUUAAAUCAUGAGCUUACCCACUCAACUCUGAAAUGGUCUUUCUUGGUCCCAGACAAGAGCACGCUGGGUUUUUUGAGUGUUUGUGCUAGUGUUCCCUGGGUUAGCAUGUCCAGGCAUGCUUUUAAUAAAGUUGGUUUUACACUUUUUGGAAAUAGCCUGUUUUUUU
Messenger RNA from Anguilla anguilla (European eel), 3706 nucleotides. It is a transcript of the gene rbm12bb, whose product is annotated as RNA binding motif protein 12Bb. Gene Ontology annotation, cellular component: nucleoplasm; ribonucleoprotein complex. Gene Ontology annotation, molecular function: RNA binding. Gene Ontology annotation, biological process: regulation of RNA splicing. The coding region runs from base 156 to 2138 and encodes 660 amino acids. The record is from RefSeq and is a predicted model, not a curated record. NCBI's taxonomy places the organism in Eukaryota, Metazoa, Chordata, Actinopteri, Anguilliformes, Anguillidae. The transcript is spliced from 2 exons.